Messenger RNA from Didymodactylos carnosus, 489 nucleotides. The record is from the annotation of a GenBank genome assembly. Lineage: Eukaryota; Metazoa; Rotifera; Eurotatoria; Philodinida; Philodinidae.
AUGGCUGAAUCGUUAAAGAAAAAUGAAAUAUAUAAAUUAGAAGGACUCAGUUCAUUUAUCCGAACGAAUUUGAAACGAUCAACAGCAAAAACUAUCGAUUAUAUUGGUGCCACAAGUUCAGAAGCGGAAUUUUCUUCUGACGACGAUGAGAACGAACAAUAUAAAAGAGACGAAGAUGAUAGUGUUGGUGUUGAUGAUGAGGAGGAGGAAUUUGUCGAUGAUGAGCAACAACAGCGAUCAGAAGAUGAAAAUAAUAAUACAGCGACGACAACAAUAUCGAAAACAAAACGAAAUACAUUUUGUGGUAUGCGAGUAGUUGAUUCGAUUAAACCAGAAAAAAUUGAUUCAUAUUUUCGAAUUGAAAUUAAUGGUGCUUUAAAAUACAUUCACAAACAAACGGCAGCUUGGUUUCUUAUGGAUAACAAAACAAAGCUAUCAAGCGAUCAAUUACAACGUGUACAAGAAACUGGACAAGAAUCGCAGAAGUGA